Messenger RNA from Nymphaea colorata (pocket water lily), 2257 nucleotides. RefSeq names its product mitogen-activated protein kinase 15. Gene Ontology annotation, biological process: protein phosphorylation; intracellular signal transduction. Gene Ontology annotation, cellular component: nucleus; cytoplasm. Lineage: Eukaryota; Viridiplantae; Streptophyta; Magnoliopsida; Nymphaeales; Nymphaeaceae. The record is from RefSeq and is a predicted model, not a curated record. Gene Ontology annotation, molecular function: ATP binding; MAP kinase activity. Bases 283 to 1926 code for a protein of 547 amino acids. The transcript is spliced from 10 exons.
UACAAAAAUAAUUCCGUCGACUCUCUCUCUCUCUCUCUCUCUUGCGUUGAGGAAAGCUUCGCUCGACGACGAAAAUCCCACUGAAAUUCUUCCCUCGAACUGCGAGUUCACUCGGAAUUCGAUCUCCUAUUCCAUUUCUCGAGCUAUUUUUAGCUGCGAAUUCGUGCUUUUUUUUAAUCCUUUUUCCCGUUAUUUUUUGGCGUCGUCCGAGUCCAUAUUCAGGUGAUCUUUCUGGUUCUUCACUUGAAUUCGCGGCGGGGAGUUGAGGAAUUUCGCGGGAAGAUGCAGGCGGAUCAGAGACGGAAGACAUCAGAAGUGGAUUUCUUUACUGAAUAUGGAGAAGGCAACCGGUACAAGAUCGAAGAGGUUAUUGGUAAAGGGAGUUACGGAGUUGUCUGCUCAGCUUAUGAUACCCAUACGGGAGAAAAAGUUGCCAUUAAGAAGAUCAAUGAUAUUUUUGAACAUGUCUCUGAUGCUACCAGGAUUUUGCGUGAAAUUAAGCUGUUGAGACUUUUGCGACACCCUGAUAUUGUAGAAAUCAAACACAUUCUUUUGCCUCCUUCUAGAAGAGAAUUUAAGGACAUUUAUGUGGUGUUUGAACUCAUGGAAUCAGACCUUCACCAGGUUAUUAAAGCUAAUGAUGACUUAACUCCAGAACAUUAUCGUUUUUUCCUUUAUCAGCUUCUUCGAGGAUUGAAGUACAUACAUUCAGCUAAUGUUUUCCACCGAGAUCUCAAGCCGAAAAACAUUUUAGCAAAUGCAGACUGCAAACUCAAGAUCUGUGAUUUUGGUCUUGCAAGGGUUGCAUUUAAUGAUACUCCUACAGCAAUUUUCUGGACAGAUUAUGUGGCAACAAGAUGGUAUAGAGCUCCUGAAUUAUGUGGUUCCUUCUUUUCGAAGUACACUCCUGCAAUAGAUAUCUGGAGCAUUGGUUGCAUUUUUGCUGAAGUUUUGACUGGCAAGCCACUCUUUCCUGGAAAAAAUGUGGUCCACCAGUUAGAUCUGAUGACAGAUUUGUUAGGGACACCUUCUGCAGAUGCCAUUGCCAGGGUUCGAAAUGAAAAAGCUAGGCGCUACUUAGGCAGCAUGCGCAGGAAGAAACCGAUUCCUUUUACACAGAAAUUUCCAAAUGUGGAUCCUCUUGCACUGCAUUUGUUGGAAAGAAUGCUCGCGUUUGAGCCAAAGGACCGGCCAACUGCCGAGGAGGCUCUGGCAGAUCCAUAUUUCAGGGGUUUGGCCAAGGUUGAGAGGGAGCCUUCAGCUCAGCCUGUUACGAAAUUGGAGUUCGAAUUUGAAAGGAGAAGAAUAACAAAGGAAGACGUAAGGGAGCUCAUAUACAGAGAAAUCCUUGAGUAUCACCCGAAGAUGCUAAGGGAGUUCUUAGACGGUACUGAAAGUGCAGGUUAUAUGUAUCCAAGUGCAGUCGAUCAAUUUAAGAAACAAUUUGCCUAUCUUGAAGAGCACUAUGGGAAUGGUUCGGUUGUUGCUCCACCUGAGAGGCAACACGCAUCACUGCCAAGGCCAUGCGUCUUAUACUCAAAUAAGACAACACAGAGUUCUUCCGAUGUUGGAAAACCACUAGAAAGGAGCUCUGGGCCCACACCAACUAAAGAACCAAUUCAAGCCCCUCAGAGAGUCCUUCAAGGUGGUGUGGCAAAACCUGGUAAAGCUGUUGGUCCACUUUCACGUUACAACUGCUCAACAACAGCUGUGGAUGUAUACGAGCAAAGAAGAGGGACUAGGAAUUCGGCCAUUCCUGCACAAUAUGGUCCAACUGGGUGUUCCUAUCCACGAAGAAGCACAGGCAACAGAAGUGAGAGAGAAGAGGAUGAAGGAAAUGGCGGCCUCAACGUAGCUCAGCCAAAGCCUCAAUAUCUUGCCAGAAAAGUGGCUGCUGCAGCCCAGAGUGGUGGCAGUUGGUACUGAUGCUAUUAGUCUUAAUUUGGUGGGUUUCUGGUAAGUGCUGCCACAUAAGCAGCAGAAUCUCAUGGUUCUCUGUGAUCUCCGCUCUCCUGCCAACAGUGCCAGGAGAUGUUAAGUCAUGCUUCCAAAUCUGCUUGUGUUCGUCAUUUCUGUCGGUGGAGAAGUAUGACGGUGCACAAUAAUAGCCAUGUGAUAUCCGUCGGCCGGUGCUGCUGGGGCAAAUGUGGGGAAAGUCGGGUGGUCAAAAUGGGUUACGAGGACGGUUUUCAUGAUUGUUUCCGUUCCAGACAAUGAAAAUUUAUGAUUGAUGCUACUAACUAAGCAUUUUUAUUUA